Messenger RNA from Blepharisma stoltei, 1845 nucleotides. NCBI's taxonomy places the organism in Eukaryota, Ciliophora, Heterotrichea, Heterotrichida, Blepharismidae. The record is from the annotation of a GenBank genome assembly.
AUGGCAGUCUUCCAAAACGAUGUGACAAGGUCAAUCCAAAUGAACGUUCGCAAGUCCAAACUUCACUCCACCUCUGAGUCCACAAUUUUGGUCGUUUACACCGGUGGCACGAUUGGAAUGGUUAAAAGUGAGAGCGGUUAUAUCCCCGAAAGCAACAUCUUUCAAAACUCACUCCGCUCAAAUAUUCGCUUCCACGACGCAGAAGAGCAUCAUCGCCGUUUAUCUCACCCAGGCUACUCAAAAGACUUCUUUAUCACACCUCUUUCUUUUUAUAACAAACGAAUUAUCUAUAAAAUUCUCCAAAUGGUUCCUCUGCUUGAUUCAAGCUGUAUGUCAGUGCGAAAUUGGAUUCAAAUUGCUGAAGUUAUUGAAGAAAACUACAAACUUUAUGAUGGGUUCGUCAUUCUCCAUGGGACUGAUACAAUGCCAUAUACUGCUUCAAUUUUGAGCUUUAUUUUGGAAGACUUAGGAAAGCCAGUUAUCAUUACAGGGUCACAGAUUCCUUUUUCUGAAAUAAGAAAUGAUGCAGUUGAUAACUUAUUAGGAGCUAUUACGAUAGCUGGACAUUUUGCGAUCCCAGAAGUUGGCCUUUAUUUUAAUAACAGGCUAUAUAGAGGGAAUAGAACUUGCAAAUACGACAAUUCAUCGUUUGAACCUUUUAAAAGUCCUAAUAUGAGGUGUCUUAUAAAGGCUGGGAUAAAUUUUAAAGUGAACUGAAACCUUAUCAGGAUGCCACACAAAGGAGGGAAAUUCAGAGUCCAUAAAGACCUCGACAGCAACAUUUCAGUUGUAAGCUUUUCUCCAAUUAUGACAGAAGAGUCUCUAUUAGCUAGUAUAAAUCCCCACACGAAAGCAAUUAUCAUUCAAACUUAUGGCGCUGGAAAUAUUCCUGACAAUCGGCCAGAAUUAUUAGACGCUUUAAAAAGAGCGAACGAAAGAGGAAUUGUGAUAGUGAACAUCACUCAAUGCAAAAAAGGAGGAGUUUCAGACAGUUAUCAUUGUGGACAAAUCCUUGGGAGGGCUGGAGUCAUUUCAGGAAGAGACAUGACUUUUGAAGCUGCCUUAUGCAAACUGAGCUAUUUGUUAGGAAAAUACCCUGGGGAACCUGAAAAAGUUAAGAGUGAGGUGUCAAAGGAUUUGAGAGGAGAAAUGACAAUUGACCCAGAGGAGAUAGAUUUUUCACUUACUAUGAAAGAAAUUAUUAAAACGAUUGGCAAUGUGUUAGGAAUUUAUACCCAACAAGACAGAGACGAUGUAACUGAAGAAAUUCUACCAAUUAUCAUAAAUACAGCAGCUGCGCAAGACAAUAUUAGAGAGCUGACACAAAUCAGACACGAAGGCAUUAGCUUGGAGCUGUGUGAUUAUGAAGGGAAAACCCCUCUUCAUGUAGCUUGCAGCACAGGCAAAAAAGAAAUUGUUUCAUUUCUUGUAAGGCAAGAAGUGAAUAUCAAUUCAAUUGAUUCUCAAGGCAGAACGCCAUUGAUGGAAGCCAUAAAUCAUGGGCAUUUUGAAAUUGCUAGAGAAUUAAUCAAAUUUGGAGGGAUCAUUAGCUGUCCAAAUGAACAGCUCGCACCAAUGCUCUGUUAUGCUGGGAUGAGAGGUGACCUGAAUAAAGUUAAAAUCUUAUACAAGUCAGGGGUAAAUAUCAAUGUAAUAGAUUACGAUAAAAAAACUGUAGGACAUUUAGCAGCUGCAAAUAAUCAUUUGGAUGUGAUUCGGUACUUAAAGAAUAAAACUGACUAUAAAUUUGAUGCAAAAGACAAUAAUGGAAUGACUCCUGCAGAGAUUGCAGAAUAUAAAGGGUUUCUGGAAAUCUCAAAUUGCAUUAAGAAUACAGAUCAAUAA